Exophiala xenobiotica is the source of this 4441-nucleotide messenger RNA. RefSeq lists its product as uncharacterized. Gene Ontology annotation, cellular component: membrane. Lineage: Eukaryota; Fungi; Ascomycota; Eurotiomycetes; Chaetothyriales; Herpotrichiellaceae. Gene Ontology annotation, molecular function: potassium:chloride symporter activity. The transcript is spliced from 2 exons. The coding region runs from base 338 to 4303 and encodes 1321 amino acids. Gene Ontology annotation, biological process: chloride ion homeostasis; cell volume homeostasis; potassium ion homeostasis. The record is from RefSeq and is a predicted model, not a curated record.
GAAAAUUUCGAGCCCUUCACAGACUUUUUAUUCAUCAGAUCCCUUAACGUCGUGUCACAUCUCGUAAUAGAUUCCACCAAGGCGACGACUAGUAUUUGGAUCCAUUCAAGUUGUGGUUCGACCCUUCAGAACUGGAUUCAACACCGUUGACGGCCCGUAACGAAAGUCCCCGAGUAUCAGAGCACCCCCACGUCUUUACAUCCCAAAGUGGGAGAUCAGUAGUACUCCGACCAGCUGCAAUUCUUUCCAGGUUCAUGGACACGCGAUGACCUUUGAGGACGGCCAACUCAUGACUUGAUGAUGGACUUACGUCUCGAGCUUGUCCUGUGUCGACAUCAUGGCUGGAACAGGUGGGAAAGAAUGGCCAGCUUUAGGACGAGGUACCCUCACUCGAAGUCGUCCUACAUUUCUGGCGCGCACAGCCACCGAUGACGCCGCUCAGUUAUUGAGAAGGUCAUCCUUUCCUGCUUUAACAGGUCUCCAAGAUCAGACAUCAAAAGAUCGUGACGGCUCCGUUCACGAUGCCUCAAGGCCAGCCACCGCGCGCUCCACAACCUCGAGUGCAUCGCACGCCCGUCCACGUACAGCCUCGUCGACUGGGGCUUACGGAACUUUCGGUAGCCUGCACAGUUCUCAGGCAGCCAAUGGGGUGAACGAACAAGGGGCUUCUUCUGCCUCCAUGCCACAAGACUCCGUUACUGGAUAUGCUCACCUUACAGCGGACAAGCCAGAAAACUCGACCACUUCCAAGGAGGGGCAAAUCCCGCGACCGAAUGGCAGUACGGAUAAAUUGGGCACUUUCUCAGGAGUGUUUGUCCCUACGAGUCUGAAUGUCUUGAGUAUUCUGAUGUUUAUACGCUUUGGUUUCAUUCUUGGCCAGAGCGGUGUUCUGGGUAUGCUCGGUAUGCUGGCCACUGCUUACCUGAUCAAUCUCCUUACCACGAUGUCCAUCUCUGCGGUGGCUUCCAACGGCGUUGUCCGCGGCGGCGGUGCCUACUAUCUGAUAUCAAGAUCUCUAGGUCCCGAGUUUGGUGGAGCAAUUGGACUUGUCUCAUACCUCGGCUUCGUCUUCAAUACGGGAAUGAAUGCCGUUGGUCUCGUUGACUGCCUUCUUUAUGUCUUUGGCUCCGAAUCUGGAGAUUGGACGAACACGAUUCCGGAAGGCGGUUGGUGGCCAUAUCUAUGGAGCACAGUCGUGGUAGUGACUUGCGUCGCUAUCUGUCUGGCUGGCAGUACCAUCUUUGCUCGUGCAAGCAACGCUCUCCUGCUUAUUCUAUUAUUGGCCACGUUUAGUAUUCCGCUGUCGACGAUUGUCAUGCAGCCUUUCGUGGCCAAGAAGCAUUUCACCCAAUUUACCGGUCUGAGCAUUACGACUCUCAGGGAGAAUCUCCUGCCUCAUUUCACAAAGGAGGCUGCUGGAAGUCAACUACGUGGGAAGGAGAACUAUCAAGACCUUUUUGGCAUCCUAUUUCCUGCUACGGGAGGUAUACUUGCGGGAGCUAGCAUGUCCGGGGACUUGAAGAACGCCAGCAGAUCUAUUCCUCGUGGUACUUUGACUGGCCUCGCCCUUACCUUCGUCUCAUAUACCCUGGUCAUCUUGGCCAUGGCAGCGAGUAUUACCAGAGAGUCAUUCUACAAGAACGUCAACGUAGUCCAAGACACCAAUGUUUCGGGUGCACUGAUCCUUGUGGGGGAGAUAGCAACGACUUUCUUCUCGGUCCUGAUGGGUAUUAUUGGACCAGCCAAACAACUCCAGGCCAUCGCUCGCGACAACGUCUUCCCCGGCCUGUCCAUCUUUGGACAAGGAACCAAAAAGCAUGACGAGCCGCUCUACGCCAUUUUCUUCACUUUUGCCGUGGCGCAGCUCACCCUUCUACUUGACAUCAAUAGGAUCGCGUCUCUGAUAACAAUGACUUAUUUGAUGACAUUCUUUGCACUCAAUGUAGCGACCUUUCUCUUACGUAUCGGCUCGGCUCCAAAUUUUCGACCGUCUUUUCAUUAUUUCAACUGGUGGACAGCAGCAGCAGGAGCUAUUCUGUGCGUCGCCAGCAUGUUUUUUGUUGAUGGCAUUUCGGCUUCAGGCUCCAUCUGCCUUCUCCUGAUCCUUAUUCUCAUUAUCCAUUACACCACACUACCAAAGCCUUGGGGUUCGAUAUCAGAAGUACUCAUUUAUCAUCAAGUCAGGAAGUACCUCUUACGCCUGAAAACAGAGCACGUCAAGUUCUGGCGUCCACAGAUCCUGCUGUUUGUCAACGAUCCAAGGAGAGGCUACAAACUCAUCCAAUUCUGCAACUCACUCAAGAAGGGAGCACUCUUUAUCAUCGGCCAUGUGAUUGUGACCCAGAAUUUUGGUGAUUCUGUGCCUGAAGCACGGCGUCAGCAAGCGGCAUGGAACAAGUUUAUUGAUAUGUCCAAAAUCAAAGCGUUCGUCAACGUCGCCAUCUCUCCCUCAAUCGAGUGGGGUGCACGGAAUAUAUUCCUAUCCGCGGGCCUGGGUGGCAUGCGCCCGAACAUUGUUGUCUUUGGAUUCUACAAUAUACAGCAGUUCCGGACGGAACAACCCUUGGUGGAUGUUCCCAGCCCCCCUCCAGAACGAAAACACGGUUCUGUGAAGAGACGCCGGACGAGCAAGAGUUUGCUAAGAGGAGAACUGCCUACCGACUCGUGCUACAUCGAGAAACGAACGGACGUACAGAGCUACGUCAUGGUGCUGGAAGACAUGAUUCUCAAACUCAAGACAAAUGUGGCUAUAGCCGCCGGCUUCGGUGAUCUGGAGCUGCCGAAAGCCCCCGGAGGGGUCACGAAGAAAUACAUUGACCUUUGGCCGAUACAGAUGUCAGCUGAACUCAUGUCAGAAGCCGACGGUCAAUCUCGAAACGUCCUAACCAACAAUUUCGACACUUAUACUCUCAUCCUCCAACUGGGUUGUAUACUCCACACCGUGCCUUCUUGGCAUCGAGCGUAUACACUUCGAGUUGCUGUUUUCGUUGAGUACGAAUCUGAUGUUGAAGAUGAGAGGUCCCGAGUCACAUCUCUGCUUGAAAAUCUCCGAAUCGAAGCCGAAGUACUUGUCUUCUGGCUCGCAUGUGGCAGUGUAAAGUCUUAUAACUACAUUGUCAACGGCCAGGAAGUGGAUGAUGAAAACCGAGAGCAAGUCGAGAAGACCCUGGAAGACGAGGUGUGGUGGCGUGAUCUUCAAAAGCUCCGUGGUCAGUCUCAAUCCGGUGAAGUUAGUGCUACUGAUGUGCUCUCUUUUGCUGAUGACGUUGUCUGGCCGAGUUCAUCUUUCCAAGGCAGGAGAGAAGCUUCACUCGUUCGUUUCGAAGGCUUGAGAAGGCUCCUCAAUCGUCCAAGGAAAAGGUCCUCGCUUGGUGAUUUGUCUAGCCUUGGUGUUAGUCUUUCCAUGCGUACCUCACGCUUGGAUGAUGAUAUGCUUAGUCGGCAUGCAUCUCAUCCGAGUGACUCUGAAGCCUCGGAUGCAUCUGAAUACGGUGACGAAGAUGAGGAUGACGAAGAGGAGUCGGAGAUCGCUUCCUUCGACGAUGGGACGGCGAAUCAAGAGGCGGAUUCUGCUGAUCUAAGGUCUCCGAAUAAAGCGAAAAGUUCUUCGAAGAAGAGCAGUCUUGCAAGCUCGAAAAGAUCCAGGCGCAGGGGCAGAAAGCAUGAACACCACGACGAAGAGGCUCUAUCAUCUUCGCCCGCUCCAAUGUUGCAAUUUGACGACGAUAUUCUUGACCGUGCCGAAGACACACCCCGUGGCCGCACCGCAAGCUUUGCCGACAGUCGUGCUCCUCCGCAGCGAUCCAGAUCACCAGCAGACAGCCUACGCGUUUCCAGCUCGAGACGGGGCGUGUCGCCUAGUUUCACGUCUUCGCCUGUUCCGUUGACAAAGGUAGCAAGUGAGGAGGGUGCUGGGCCUUCUAUCAUGUUCGCGGAUGAUCCGCACCCUCGACGGCAGAAGGCGGAUGAGGCUGAGGUUGCCGCUAGUCGUUCCAUCUAUCAACGGACAAGAGAGGAUAGCGGUCCUCGGCCAACUUCAGGCUUCCCAACUGCUGCGUCGAUCCCCUUGUCCUUCAACGACCUCCCAAGCCGGGCACAGCAUUUGAUAUUGAACGAAUUGACGUCACAAAACAGCGAGGACACGGCCGUCAUAUUCACGACGCUGCCAGCCCCGGUGGACGGUAUGUACAAGAGUGAGGCUGACAGCCUGGGCUAUAUUAGUGAUUUGGAAGUCUUGGUUGGCGGAUUACCACCGACUUUGCUGGUGCACAGUAACAGCAUGACCGUCACGACGAAUUUGUGAGCUGACCAUUGGGACAUUGAUUGAACAGUUUGUAGCAAAAUAUCCGAGUCUGGCGCCGUGCAUUGGGAUCAGAUCCUUUAGGUGCGUAAAAUAUACAGCGUACCCAGAGCAAAUCCUGUACGUCUGCUCGAAUCCAGC